Marasmius oreades (fairy-ring Marasmius) is the source of this 1897-nucleotide messenger RNA. RefSeq lists its product as uncharacterized. The coding region runs from base 1 to 1761 and encodes 586 amino acids. The record is from RefSeq and is a predicted model, not a curated record. Lineage: Eukaryota; Fungi; Basidiomycota; Agaricomycetes; Agaricales; Marasmiaceae. The transcript has 10 exons.
AUGGGUCGCCAGUCCGCUCUCCCUCCAGACCAGCUUGUGUGGCUCGAUAGCAUGAGUCAGCAGCUGCUGUGCAAAAUCAAGAACAAUGACACCGACAUCGACACAUUUGUUAAGUCUGCAGAGAAAUACUGGGAGGAAUACUGGGGUCCCAAAACACCCCAAGAAAAAGUUACGAAGUAUAGAAAGUCCGUCCAAGACAGGUUCAAAAAUAAUCGCUUUCGAGCGAAAGGCGACAAUUCAUCAUCCGGUACGCCAGGAGGGUCUGCCUCUCUACCGACAUUUUUCUCUCUCGCCCAACAGCCUGCACCAACCCCAUAUGAGCUUUUCCGUGCCGAGAGAUCUGAGGAAAUCAACAAAGCAGUCAACAAGCAGCGUGAGAAUGACUGUAUGGGACAUCAGCAUCAUCUGGGUCUACUCAGAAAGGAGCUUUCCUCUGAAUAUAGAUCCACCAAAUCGACAUGGAUAGCAAAAGCCCGAGGACUGCAGCAAGAUAAGGUGUCAGAUGUGCUUUCGGAAACUCAGUGUCAGGAAGUCUUUACAGCACAAAUGGAGGAAUUCCUGGAAUCCCUUCUUGGCCGUGGGCGAGGGAAGAUCGGUAAUGGGAGCUUCGCACUCCUAUAUUCUUACCGGACGGCUGAUAACACCUUGAAAAUGGGAUGUAUCAAUGCGACGGCCAACAAGAAAGCACCCAAACUCCCAGCACUCUUUCCUCUUGAGUAUAACCAAAUCAAGAGCACUUGGGGCAACUAUUGUAAUCAGACUAUUCCAUUAAACCACGAUGUAUCGCUCACCCCCGCUCAACAGUUAUUUAAGUGCUCUGAGGACGGAUGCCCUUACUUUCCGAUUGGUCAACUUGACCCCGGUAAGACCCCACCUGUGGAGUUGGAGGAUGUUCUCCGGAACUACUUUCAGGCCCAAUAUGAUUACGCGUGGUCCAAUGCUGGGGGAGCUGGCUUCGGACCCAUGGAUUGGGAGCAUGUAGAGUACUCAGACAUGCUAUCUCACGGCUUAGAGCUGAGAGUUCCUAUAGAUGGGGACUACGGCUACGUUUAUCAGCUCUACAACUAUUUUGAUUCGCAACUGAACCAGCCAAUUCAGGUCUUCAAAAUCAAAGAUACGAUUAUCAAUCUGUCGCUCUCGUCGGAUUGCCUAGCAGCGCCAUGUGCUCCCAUUAGUCCAGCUCCUGAAGCUGUACAAGCUGAGCCCGAGAACUCCUCCGAGAACCCCAGCCACGGAACAGUCGAUUCCGAUGAGGUUGUCAAUAGCCCACGCACUGAUUUUUCUCAAACACUUCCGGCGCUAGCUAAUUCGGAGAACGGAGGAAGAGAUAUCACACCGGAUAUGGGAAACGCGAUCAGUGAUAUCACCGAUCGUUGCCAAACACCGGCGUCCCCGGCGACCACGUCACGGCGGGAAGUCUCUUUAAUUGGUCGACAAAACUCUGAAGAUUCCAGCGAAGUUGAUGACAUUGAAGUUGAUCGUACGCCCAGCAAGCGGGCCCGGUUGGAAACAUCGGACGAUUCGGUUCACGUUCCGAAGAAACGACGCAAGUCAUCCCAGCCCACAAAGAAUGUGGGCAGUACAUCAUUGGCUACACCGACCAGGCGCCGUCGUUCAGUUCGUGUGGCAACGCAGAACGUCAUUGAACUCUCUGCCGCUGACACCACAGGACCCAGGACACGAGUAAUCAGGAGUGGACGAAGCGGUAAAGGUACAUGGGAGGAGGUUUCGGUCGGCGCUUCCGAUGAAGAAGAGAAUUGAGCGUCUGUAUUCGGUACUUAUAGUUUGGCUGGUCAGUGGUGCAUGCGCUACUUCUCAUGCUCGCCGACACAUGCCGAAUCCUUCUGAUGUAAAAAGUUGAGAUUUAACGUUUGAACACCUCAAAAUUGAGUCCGGG